CGCAGAAUGACCCGCACUGAGACAGAGAGCGCGUGAGCAGACGGUCCCGGGACGGUUCUGAGGACAAAAGGAGAAACAUCCGAGAAACUUCCUGAAGAGCACCGGAAACAGCUCCGCGCACCUGCACAGAGUACCAUGAUGAUUAAGCCGUACCUGCGACCAGCCGAGGGAGACGAGGUGAUUGGCUCUCUGCAGUGGAUGGAAGAAGACCUGAGCUCACCUGAGGGGGACGCUUUAGUCUCGUCCCAUCACUACAAAGCGGCCGGGGCGAGCCAGCAGGCCACAGAGAUGGGAAGCGAGGACGCGGAGGAGGACGACGAGGACGACGGCCAAGAGGACGAGAACGGAUCCAAGCGUCGAGGACCCAAGAAAAAGCGGAUGACCAAAGCCCGGCAGGAGCGUUUCCGCGCCAGGCGCAUCAAAGCCAACGCCAGGGAGCGCUCGCGCAUGCACGGCCUGAACGACGCGCUGGAGAACCUGCGCAGCAUCAUGCCCUGCUACUCCAAAACCCAGAAGUUGUCCAAGAUCGAGACCCUGCGGCUGGCUCGCAACUACAUCUGCGCCCUGUCGGAGGCGCUGGAGGGGGGGCUGUCCACGGAGAGCCGAGCGUUCAUGGAGACGCUUUGUAAGGGCCUCUCGCAGCCCACGACCAACCUGGUUGCUGGCUGCAUACAGCUGGGGCCGGCUGUCGGCGUGCGGCCUGACGACAGGCACGCCGUCCGACCGCCGCACAUGGCCAACUUCGCCUCCCCGGGGCUGCCGAGCCCCCCGUACGGCACCUUCGAUUCGGCGCACAUGCUUCACCUGAGGGCCAUGAAAGGGAGACAGUUUGAGAGUCACUCGCCUCACGAGUACAACGAUGGGGGUGUGGGGACCCCCCCGUACGACGGUCCUCCCACUCCGCCUCUCAGCAUCAGCAGCAACUUGGUUCCCAAACAGGAGCCGUCGCCGCACUACCCGCCGCCGCACCCCUACUCCCCGUCCCCGGCGGACCAGAUGGUCUAUCAGACUCACAGCGGCUACGACGGACACUUAGAGGGACAAUAUGACUCCUACCAGCCCCCCCAGAUCCCCCCCCGACAGAUGACCGCCGUCUACAGAGACCAAUGAGCCACGAAAGUUCAGGAAUUUGAGGCUGAAUUUUUGUUGUCUUUAAAACCAAAACAUAUCAUUGAGAUAAAGAUGAUUAUGACUUCAGGCGACUGAUACUCCUGAAGUGUUUGAUGCUUUUACACAUUAAAGGGAGUGUCAAACUCAGUCACACAACGGGCCAAAAUCCAAAACACACAU
Messenger RNA from Oryzias melastigma (Indian medaka), 1290 nucleotides. Its product is annotated as neurogenic differentiation factor 4. Bases 136 to 1110 code for a protein of 324 amino acids. Gene Ontology annotation, molecular function: protein dimerization activity. NCBI's taxonomy places the organism in Eukaryota, Metazoa, Chordata, Actinopteri, Beloniformes, Adrianichthyidae. The transcript has 2 exons. The record is from RefSeq and is a predicted model, not a curated record.